CGUGAGCUGCAAAUAAAGCUCGGGCGGGAGAACCGAAGAGCCAAUGCCUAUCCGAACACCACCACUCCCUAGUCUCUACUCUAGUAACCAGUCACUUAAGCUUGGCCACUGGCCAGUAGUCCCGCUCCACGCACAAACAGAGAAUCAGAGAUGGGCAACGCCGGGUGGAGGCGCUCCAAGAAGGACGACGUCGUCACCGAGGCUUCGAGGCGCGCGGUCGUCAAGCCGCGCAAUCAGCGGCGGGACGACGACGUUGAUGAUGAGUUGGGGCAGACGACGCGUGCGGGGCGACGUCGUCCUCGUGCAGGAGGCGUUCCGCGGGCGGGCGGCGGCGGCGGCGGCGCCGGCACGGUGGUGACGGUGAAGGUCGUGAUGAGGAGGAAGGACGCGGAGGGGCUGGCGGCGAGGCUGAAGGCGCAGGGCGCGCGGGCGCGCAGGGCCAGGAUGGCGGAGCUCAAGGGCGAGCUCCGGGCCGGCGGCGGCGCGCGCCCGGCGCCGUGCCGGGACGAGUGCCGGAGCCGCCCGCAACUCGCGCCGAUAAACGAGAAGUAGCUUUAGUGCACACCGGUGGUGUGACACGACCAGUUUGAGCGCCGGAGAUUGCUUGGAAGUUAGCUCGCUCGUGUCCUGGGCUCCUAGUGGCCGUUCCAGUUGAGGAGUGUGUGUAUGCAAGUGGGUUGGUCACCCGGCCGUGUGUGCCUGUACAUGUAGUGGAAAGAGGUGGCCAUAUUUAGCUAUAUUUUCUACCUUCACCUUCACCAUGCUCAUAUGAUCAUAUCCAUGGAUGUAUGUACCCCUGCUUGUUCGUUACCAAAGAUCCUCCGUUCCUCCGAUC
Molecule: messenger RNA, 835 nt
Organism: Panicum hallii
Lineage: Eukaryota; Viridiplantae; Streptophyta; Magnoliopsida; Poales; Poaceae
Exons: 1
Coding region: 151-552 (133 amino acids)
Source: RefSeq, a predicted model, not a curated record